Saccoglossus kowalevskii is the source of this 786-nucleotide messenger RNA. RefSeq lists its product as uncharacterized. The record is from RefSeq and is a predicted model, not a curated record. Lineage: Eukaryota; Metazoa; Hemichordata; Enteropneusta; Harrimaniidae. Gene Ontology annotation, biological process: regulation of apoptotic process.
AUGGCCACUUCAUCUCACACAAAAGCUUAUGAGUAUGACUUCUACAUCUCAAGUCAAGAUAAAGAAUGGAUCAAAAAUACUGCAUGUAAACUAGAAAAGACUGGGCUGAAAGGACGAUAUGAUGACCGGGACAUGCUAGGUCUACCAUCAAAGAUGAAGCAGUUUCAAAACUUUAACCAAGAAUGUCACAAAAUAAUUUAUGGCUUUGGCCCCUACAGUUCAGAGAAUGAUCACAAAUCUGAACUAUCUCUGGUGCAGACUUUUGAAAACAAUGAGAACUGCAGGAUAAUUGUUGUUAAAUUGACAGACGAUAGUCAAAUUCCUGAUUGCUUUGCCAAUCUCUAUGCUUUGGAUGCGAAGAAGGAUGAUUUCAUUAGCAAGCUAGAAGAAAGUGUGAGGUUCAACCUAGGUGAAUCAAACAUGAUGGGGAAAAAGGAUAGACCACCAAAAUUACCACAAACAAAUGCAGGAAUGGCAAAAUAUCACAAAGACAUUCUCCGAAAACAUAUGAACAACUUUGCACAUAAUCUACCAUAUCAAAGUGUACUUGAUCAUAUGCCACAGGUGUUCACGCUAGAAGAUGAGUCUAGAAUCAAGAAUAUUAGUCUUACAGACUUUGAAAAAAGAAGAAAACUUGUUGAAAUUUUGAUGAUGGAAAAGAAUUCAAAUGCAUUUCAACAGUUUGUGAAGGUGCUGGAAAAAGUUUGUUCCUUUAUGGCUGAUGCCUUGAAAAAAGAUGCUACUGAUGCAGAGACUGCUGCCAGAAUAAAGAAUUUAAAGAUCUAG